CCGAUGAGGGAGAAGUAGCUCCUGCGGCUCGCUACCCUGAUCGCAGUUUGCCAUCUUUGCGUGGGCGGUGUGACCAUCUCGCGGUGUAGGAAUGAAUUCCCAGGGGAGAGAAAAGGAAAAGAUUGCGAGAGAGGCCGUCCCUCGUUUGGCAGUGAACGGGCGGGAGCAAGUUGAACAACGUGCAUGAGGAGAAGGGGGAUUAGCUCUCCUUCGUAGGAGGAUACAUACCGAGGAUGCAAACGACCUCGCCGGGUUAAUCCUUUACCUUGUGCGCUUCCAUUCAAGUGUUCUUCCUCCCCCCCCGAUGUACAUCCAGUACCGACUGUUCAGCGAGCACUCCCUGUGGAGGCUGCUCGAAAUAAACAGAAGCGAGAACUACAUCUUGGCCAGCGAGCUGAAGCACAUCAUCUGCAAGCAGAGCAACAUCAACUACAACAGCAAGAUUGACAUUUACUUCUCCCUGUACAGGGAAGGAGCAGUUGGCGUGGACAGCGCAGUUGGCGGGUUGACGGGGUGGCCUUCCUAAACGGCGAGGACAAAGUGCACAACGGGGCGAAGAUCCUCAUCCACAGGCACAUCAAGAAGAAGUCGAGUCUGAGCGACAUCACACAUGAGGCGAAGAAGGAGAUCAGCGUGGACGUGAAGGAGGAGCAAAAGAUAAACAUCCCCAGUGAGUUCCUAUGCAAAAUGUGCAGCUACAUUCUAAUCGAUUCGCACAUCCUUGUGUGUAGCAACAACUGUGGCUACUCCGUUUGCAAGACCUGUAUCCUCUUCUACAUUUUGAACCACCUCGUUGUUCCGGAUGGGAAGAAGACAAGUGCCAGAUUAGAGAUAUCAAAACUGAAGGACAACUCUGUGCAGUGCCCCCUCUGCAAAGGUACCCUCAGGUACUGCAUUUGGAAUAAAAAAUUAGAAUUAACUUUAAAAAAAAUUAUAGAAGAAAGGAAAGAUAUUGACUCCUUUAAACUUAACGUUGACGAGAGGAAUACCCGCUUGUUACGUGUUGUAGAGAAGCUUAGGAUAGAAAAUUUCUCCCCCUCUGGUAGUACCUCCAAAGAGAAUAUCCUUCAGAGUGACGUCUUCCAAGCGAUUGAAGCUAAGUACAUUCUCUCCAGCGCAAACAGGAAGGAAGAUGAACCCCCUAGGGAGGGAGACGUAAAAAUUGCUAACCACUUCCUCUACCUGAUGACCAACAAUAGGCAAAAUUGCACAAAAGAAUUUAAUAUGAUUUUUCUAGAAUUUGAAAGUCCCAUUUUUGAAACGGUGCAGAAGAUGAGUGUGAGGGCUGCGUAUAAUCACCAGGUGGGGAAGACCGCCGGGGGGGGAGCGGCACCGUCGGGGGGAGCGGCCAACCAGCUACUUCACACUAAUGAUAAUUUGGCCAAUACCCGUUCGGGACGGAGCGCAGUUGUGGAGCGCACCGAGGACGACGUCGACGAAGAUCUGUACAGCCAGGACAAAACGUACGUCAUGCCAAUCUCCUUCGUGGGGGGGGAAACGUCCUACUCGCUAAUCGGCGUCUUCUGUGUGAAGCGCCCCUUCAAGCAGGUGUCCCCCUCGAGCAGCAGCAGCGAAGAGGUGAAGCAGCGAGCCGUUUUGGAGACCUUCCUGCAGAAGUGGUUCUCCGAUGAGGUGAGGGCUAAUCAGAACCCAUCUGAGGUGCAGAAUCCGCGCGAGCUGCUCACCCCCCUGGAGAGACUCAAAUCCGGAGAUGUGUACACCCUAGAGUGGGUGCUCAAAUACGAAAAGACGUGCUUCUUCCCCGCGAGGAAACAGCCAAUUCAUAACAUCAUCAAUAGCAGAAGGCAAAGGGGCAGAAAAAGGAACAACAUAGAAAUUGUCCUCGACUUGAGGAAGUUUCUAGAGGUUGUUCUAAGUGUAAAUAAUUAUAUAAAAUAUGGGAGUCGCCCAAAUAAUUAUGAGACGAAGAAGGGGGGGGCUGCCCUACCCUCCACUGUAGAGGAUGAAGAGGGGAAAAGGAAAGUGGCACCAACCCGGGGGGAUAACAAGCAGGGAGAUCCCUCUUCAUGGCUACACAACAUUGGCGGUGCUGAUGCUAAGGGGAAUCAAAACGAUGUGGUGAAAGAAAGGCUAGCAAGCUUCCCCUCUUCCGGGGCGGCAGCAUCAACUGGGAUGACGAAGCAGAGCGAGUUCCAGGAGAUCUUCUCACUUCUGUACAACACGAGGGUCCCCCCCGUGACAAUUGGGGGCACCUUCAACGUUAGCAACCCCUACGCUGACUACUGUGCCCUCUUGCCGUUUUUAACAAAGGGGGACUUUCUAUUCCUACGGAGGCUCCAGCGCAUUUACAAGGAGAAGUACCUGCGGCAGCUGUACCGGCACGUGCGCAGGAACGACCUCAGCAUGAACAUAUUCUUCAACGCCGUCAACCAGGUCUUCUUUUCCGGCGCCAGGUGGGGGUAG
Messenger RNA from Plasmodium vivax (malaria parasite P. vivax), 2424 nucleotides. RefSeq lists its product as hypothetical. The transcript has 2 exons. Bases 688 to 2424 code for a protein of 578 amino acids. Lineage: Eukaryota; Apicomplexa; Aconoidasida; Haemosporida; Plasmodiidae. The record is from RefSeq and is a predicted model, not a curated record.